Molecule: messenger RNA, 3688 nt
Organism: Pelobates cultripes (western spadefoot toad)
Lineage: Eukaryota; Metazoa; Chordata; Amphibia; Anura; Pelobatidae
Source: the annotation of a GenBank genome assembly
AUGAACUCAAGAUGUUGUUCUGAUAUCCAAAAAGAAGAUUUGAAACCAAUAAAGACAUGCAGCCAACACAACAAAGGCAAUAUGUCCUAUAGAAGAGGUAGAGGUGAGCGAGGCCAAGUGAAUUUUGAUCCACGAGUGGUACAAGCCAAUAUAUAUUUGUAUUCACUGCCUUAUGAAGGAUUUAGAGGUUAUAAGAUCACUCCUGAUAAUCACCGGAAAAAACAGAGCAAUCUAUCUCCUGCAAAACUGAGAUCCAGGCAGAAUAAACGUGCUCUGACAAAUUAUUUUCCAGAUUCAAGUUUGUUUAGUCAAAAUGACAUUGCGAGGGACACCACAACAUUUGGGCGCAAGGAAGAACCAAAUUUGUCACUUUCGAAAAAAACUUUCAUGGAAGCCCAUGAAUCCAUAAUAAUUAUUGGCAAAAGAGGACACAGCUCAGAUCUGAAUUGUGGGGGAAAGGUCUCCAGUCUUAGAACUUCACAAUGCGGGAGAUGUUCUUGGGUCAAGUCUGGAUUCCAUUCAGAGAUUACUUCUUUUGUCAUGCAAACUCAGUUACCAUUACUCAACAAGUUGCUCAAAUCAAAUGAAGAACCUUCCGUAUAUCCUGUGUGUCAAUCUAGUGUGGACUUGCUGUGUAAUUUAGACUCUUCCUCUUCUACUGACACAGAAGACUCAGAGUUGCAGGUAUCCCACUUUUCUGCUGAUCUCCAAUACUCAAUACCAAGGGUAAAUCACAUUUCUACUAAACGUAAUGAGCUAACUCAUCUUCCAAAAUCUAAAAAUAUAGACGAUCCACAAUGUGUUCAGUCCUCUUCAUGUGUCCAGAAUCCAGGUUUCAUGAGGACAAAUGAAAAUGAAAUUACUGUGAAUAAACCAUUGGCGAUCAAUGUCUACUCAACUUCAUUGUCAAGCUCAAAAGUUUCAUCUUUAUAUGAUCACAACCUUGGAGCAACUAUUUACAACAUGAGGUCUCUGGACCUUACAGACACAGAGAAUAUAUCCUGCUCUCCAUGCACUGGAGAAGAAAAAGAUGCAAGCAUGGCCUUCAAUAAACCAUGCACAAAUGGUGAAAAGACAAACUUUGGUACUUUCAAAUCUUGUGAUACACUAAUAGAACGUUUUACCUUUCCAAGAAAACUAAGAGAUGAUCAAAAGUCACUAGAGGGAGUGACCAACAGUCAGUGCUGUUGGAAUACCCCCAUCUCCAAUUUACCUGACACUAGGCCUUUAGAACGUGAAGAGCACUUAACUGAGAUAGCUGACACAUUAGAAAUGUAUGGACAAGUUUCAAGAGGAAUACAUUCAGUUACAUUACCCAUGGAUGGAUUCAAAAAGUAUCCCAGUGAGGUACGGUCAGUUUAAAUAAAUACAGAGGUGUUUUGUUUUUGUUUUCUGAAAAAACUUGAUUAUUAUUUUGGUGCAAGACAGGGCUGAGUGAACAGAUCUUUUACAAUUAAGAUUAAUUAUUAUUGUGAAUCUAUUUGUAACAAUGUUAAUAUUUUUCUCCUUGUUUUAUUUAUAUGUUAUUUUAGAUUUGCACAUGUGCAUCACCUUGGAAUACAGCAAAUGAAAGGUAAUCGUAGAAUCCAGGUGUAGAUAUCAUGGAACUCAACAGGGAUGGAAUCGGUUGUAGAUAUUUUGGAUCCUGAAUCAGAUGGGGUUAAUUGGGUGAAGAUGUGUUGUAACGAUACAGGGAUAGGGUUGAUUUGAGUGUAGUUGUAUCAGAGGGAUGAGGUGGAUUGGAUGAACCUUUGUUGUAUUGUAACAGGUAUGUAGUUGAUUGAGUAUAAUGUGUUAUAUCACAGCAGUGACAGGGUUGAUUGGAUAGAAAUGUGUUGGAUCUUGACAGGUAUGAGGUGAGUUGGGUGUGGAAAAUUUUAUCUAAUGACUAUAUAAAUUAUAAACAAAAUUAUUUCAGUAAAUGAAUGGAAAUAGAGACAUUUCAUAGAGUCUAACAAUAUCAAAACAAGGAUUAGUCUGUAAUUCGGGGCCAAUAAGAAUUGUAUUAAAGAUCAUUUUAUUUUUUAGAGCAUUUUUCCUGAAAUCAGCCUCACCAGGUUUACUAUACUUAUUAUAGGUAUCUGAUCUCCCCAGAGAAGUUGCUCCUCUCUUGUUUUUUUCGAGCCUGGAAUAGGCUACUCCGGGAAAAAUUGGAGGCUGCCAAAAAAUUGCACAAACAGCAUUUACUACAGAAAGGCUUGCGGGCUCUGGCUUGGGCUGUAAUUCUGAAGAAUACAGAUAAAAUGUGGCCAAUUAAAUCCUGCUGGGAUUCUAAUGAUAAUGUAAGUACAGGAAUACAGUUACAGCUAGAGGGGUAGACAAUGCCAAAAUUAGCUAAUGACUUAAUGGAAGGUGGGUACAAAUCUAGGGAGGAACUCUACAAAUGCUAGAUCAAUUUCAACUUGAAAUUUCACUAUUUAGGAAUGGAUAUUCCGUGUAUAAUGUCUAAAGCCAUGGGCGGAUAUGAAUUGAAUAAGGAACAGAUUUGAAUUCUGACUUAAUAUCCUUAGUUAGGGUCAGUUUUGAAGGUACGUAGGGUAAUCCAGCCAUGAGUAAAGUGAUCUGAUAUGUAGAGUGAAGGUCUACUUACCGGCCAUUGCCAUUUGCUAUUCUGACGCAACUGAAUGAAACUGGAUUUGGGCCACUCAGUUUAUAUAAAUUGGUCUGGUUAGUCUACACACUGGUUGUAGGCACUAUAAUCACUAUGCUAAAAAAUAAACAAUCACAAGCGUUAAAAAAAUAAAGCCAUCGGGGGGCAGAGUUUGACCACCGAGCCGUGCAGACGCACCUGCCAAGAGCUUCGACCCGGCGGGCGGAAUCCGGGGCGAAAGUGGCGACUACCAAGCCCACAAUCAUCAGAGGGUGUGCCACCCACGUCGGGGGUGCCCCGCUGAGCAUAACGACACCACCCCGGUGCCUGCCAACCCCGGGAACGCUGAGAUCCAAAUGCGGCCUACUGGGGCUGAAGCAGAGGGGAGACGGCCGCUCUCCUCUGUGCCAGAGCCCACAAGCGAUCUUACCUCAGCUUACCCUCCCCCCACCCCCUGGACUGGUGGGGGACAUCCUGGUCCCCUCUGGACGCAAGGACCAGCAUAGAACACGAGCAUAUCAGCCACAAGAAAUGGAGGGGCAACAGACCCACGAGGUACAGCCAAUAUGGCCGCCCGACCUAAGCGGAGAAAGCGGAGCACCUGCCCCAAGGCGCGCACGUCCCCUAUGGAAAUAUUUGACAUGAUCUGCGCUGGCCUCAGGGCAGCACUGCAAAGUCGAGGGGCGACUCACCACCAAGCUGAUCUAAUGGUGGCCUCCUGAAAACAACCAGCAGCGCGACGCAGGUACUACAAGCAGGUACCCCGAGCAUCCAAGAUGGCCGUCAGGCAAAAUAGAUUCUGGAGAGCCUCGUGGCGGGACUCUGAACCAGGCCUCUCGGACACACGCACCCACCCGCACACAAGCAAUACUGGGACCUCAAAACCAGCGACGCACACAAAUAAAGUGCCUGACCUUAGACCCGGCUACCAGUGCAGCACCAGGCACCUCUUCCCAACCACUGCUGCAACACAAGCGACUGCGAUAUUGCACACCAAGAAAAGACACACUGAAACUGACCCCCGAAGCAGAGAUACAGGGCGCCGCGACUGCAAUGAAGGGACUAAUAGCAACAGCACAAGGGUUCUGCCAGCGCUGA